AUGAGAACCUUUAAUUCGCUGUGUUUUGUACACAGACAUACUGUUUUGUUCAAAACUUCUGCUUUCACCUCUGCGAAUCAUGUACCAGUACGAUACUCUUCCCUCUCCGCGAUUCACCGGGGUUUGCGCAAUUCCGAAAAGUCGCGGCCUCAAGGCUUCACUCGUGGAGCGCUAGAAUCUGCAAAGUCCACCAGAGCAAAGCGACCUCCUUCCCGCGUUCGAAGGGACCCUGAUUGGACACCCACGGGCUUCAAGAUCAAGAAGGGCAAACGGGACAUCACUGACCAGGGCCCCCAACCGAAAUCACGAAGCGGAAGAUUCAAUGAUCCGACCGAAAGCUUCGGAAAGAAGAGUCUUGUCUAUCAAGUCAAACAUGGGCGUCUACGGGAGCAGCUGGACGCUCUAGGUGGCAAAGCGCCCAAGGUCUCCUCACACGACAGCUUCGAAAGCAAGUUUGCCAGCAAGUUCGGUGAUGACUUUGCCGAAGCCAAGUCUAGCCGCAAAGAUGAUUUCCGCCGUUCGAGCUCCUCCAGACCCAAAGCGGUGGAUCCACGACUCGAUUACAAGAAUGAGAGGUCCGGAAAGCCAUUCCCACGCAAGGAUGGCGCAACUGGAGGCAGAUCUCCUGGCUUUGCUAGACUGGGCGAUCGGAGUACUGGCAGAUUUUCCGAUAAUGGAUCGCGCAGGCAGGACGACAGGAGUACUGGCAGAUUUGCCGAUAAUGUAUCGCGCAGGCAAGACGACAGGAGUACUGGCAGAUUUGCCGAUAAUGGAUCGCGUAGGGAGGACGACAGGCCCCCACGCACAUUUGAAAGCCGGAGCACAAGUUUCAGCGACCGACGAAAUGAUGAUGCGAGCCCACAAAGAAGUGGUUCGGCUAGGGAUGACCUACCCAUACGUAUACACUACACUACUGCCGCAUCGCAAUUCCUAUACGGUCGCUCCGUGGUCGAAGCCGCCUUAAGAGCGUCGCGGAGGAAACUGUAUCAUCUUUAUCUCUACGCUGGUAGAGACCGCCAGAACCUCGUGCAGGAUGCAACACUGGAGAAGCUGGCGAACCAACUCGAUGUUCCGGUCACAAAGAUUCUUGACAAUGAUGGGCUGAGGAUGAUGGACAAGAUGAGCGGCGGACGCCCACACAACGGUUGUGUUCUUGAAGCCUCUCCGACACCGCAAGUACCUCUGAAGUCCCUCGGCGGAUUAUCAGAAGACACUUCCAAUCGUAGCUUCAAGGUCGAGUUGGCCUAUCAAUCAGCCGAGGAUGCAGCUAUCAAUGGGUCCCCUGAAGAGAUUCAAUACCAUGCCAAGGGAAAUAGGAAGCCCUUCUUCCUCCUACUUGAUGGCAUUCUUGACCCUGGCAACCUCGGAGCUAUUCUCCGCACAGCUGCCUUCCUUGGUGUUACUGGUGUUGUCAUCAGCAAACAUGGAUCUUCAGGGUUGACGCCCGUCUCUCUCAAGGCAUCAUCUGGUGCAUCGGAAGUGCUACAACUGUAUUCUACGGCCUCAACUUUGGAUUUCAUCGAGCGCUCCAAGGACAACGGCUGGAUGGUAUACGCUUCCGUGGCUGCUGGCCCACGAUCGAGGGGCAACGCGCACCUCACCAUUGACAAGAUAGAAACGUACGAUCCUCUCUCAGAGCAACCUACAAUAUUAGUCAUUGGCAGCGAGGGCGAAGGUCUCGAAAAGAAAAUCAAGAGACUUGCCGAUUUUGAAGUUUCCAUUCCUGGACAGUCCGGAUUGUUGAGCACCAUUGACAGUUUGAAUGUCAGUGUUGCGACUGGCAUCAUGUGCUCAGCAUUCUUGAAGAAGAGCCACAGCUUUGAGAUUGAAGAAACAGUGGACAAUAUUAAAGAGAAGGAGGGAGAAACUACACUCUGGUGA
Molecule: messenger RNA, 1881 nt
Organism: Pestalotiopsis fici W106-1
Lineage: Eukaryota; Fungi; Ascomycota; Sordariomycetes; Amphisphaeriales; Sporocadaceae
Exons: 1
Coding region: 1-1881 (626 amino acids)
Biological process (GO): rRNA methylation
Cellular component (GO): mitochondrion
Molecular function (GO): RNA binding; RNA methyltransferase activity
Source: RefSeq, a predicted model, not a curated record